AAUCAACCGAACGACUUCACAAGGAAGAAAGCAGGACAAGAAGCAGUGCACACGUCGCACACGCAGACUGACAAGACCUUCUAGGCAGACCGCUGGACUCAGACCACUACACACCAAACUCAUCUACUUUCCGAGCCUCUAGCAUCCCCGACUAGCCCAGUACAGUAACAGGAACACAGUAUAAAGGCCAUGGCCAAGCGCAUCCGAGUGACCAAGCAGGAGGCCGCUACGUCCGCGCCGGCGAGCCUCCCAGACGCAACCAAGGUGGCGCCUAACGCUGCGCCCAAGGGGAAAACGACCACUCCUACCAACGCCGAGGGGAAACACGUGAUGCUGCCUGCUUUCCUGUCCAAGACGUACGAAAUUUUCAGUAUGCCCGAGUUCUCGCACGUCUGCGGCUGGAACGCGAACGGAGACACCAUCAUCGUGUCGCAGCUCGAGGCCUUUGUGGCCAUGGUGCUGCCACGCUUCUUCAAACACCGCAACUUCCCGUCCUUCGUGCGCCAGCUGAACCUUUAUGGCUUCCACAAGACGGUGCUCGACUCGAAGCGCCUCGAAUUCCAGCACCCGUACUUUAAGCGCGGCCGACCCGACCUGCUACAUCACAUUAAACGCAAAGUGUCAAACAGCAAUCAACACAACCAACAGCUCGUCAAUUCCUCCAUCCAGAACUCGCGACUUGAUGCGCACCGAGAGAUCUCAGACACACUACUGCGCGAGAUGAAGGAGCUACGUCAGCGCAGUGACGCCAUGGAGAAACGUCUGCGUGAGCUGGAGAUUGACAACGCGAUUGUGCGUAGCGACAAUCUCAAGUUGUGGAAGCACCUGGAGCAGGCAAAGGACAAGCAAUUGAUCAUGCAGGAGAAGAUGAAGAAGAUCAUGUGGAUUCUGUUCCAGAUCUACCGUGGAAAACAACAGAAUCUCCCCAAGCUCUCCGGCAACGACGCUACUGGCGCAGUCAUCAGCGAAGACAUGCUUGGACCCAAGGAAUUUCGUGAUGUUCUGCGUUUUUUGGCGAUGGACGAACCUCCGCUGUUGCCGGGAUCGACUGAUGUUGCUACUGCGGCGCCCACCUCGAGGAAGCGGAAAUUCGUCGAGGUUCCGUCGGAUGUCAAUGAUGCAGCUCCAUACAAAUUAGAGCCAUCCUCGAUUGACGUCCCCGGUAUAGUUGAAGAUCUCAACCCGUUCGCAAUGACUGUGCCAUCUACCGCACGCUCUGUGGCGCAUGAGGACAGUGCCCAAAACAACGUGCUGAGCAUCUUUUCGCCGUUAAAAAAUGCACUAAACAGCAGCAAUGUCGACGCAUCACUGGGUGGACUUCUUACGAAUGGCGUGGCCUCUCCAAGAAUGUCUGCGGCUGUGCCAGCGCCUACAGUAACGGCACCAACCACGUCGACUCCGACUGCAUCGGCGCCGACUGCACCAACCGUGACCGUGUCGACUCCGAACGUAAGUACUCCGGCCUCUAGCAGCGGAAGCCCGACGCCGAGCGAGAAAGCGGCCGUGUCGACUGGUACUGUCGCUAACGCAACGGCAGACGCGAACAAUCAGCUGGCGUUUUUGGACGAAGACCUCCCUCUACUGCCAGACUCAGAGCACUACAGCUUCACUGACGGCGAACAGGUAUUGCCACGCAUCCUGCAGUCUUGCUCUGGACGCUUUAGUGUUCUGUAUUGUGGAUUGUGAUCUAAUGGCGUGUCUGUUGAUGGGCUGUGCAUUAGCAGGCAGUGAUGAAGAAACUCGAGGAUUUUGAGACGUCGCUUUUGGACGAAUACGACGUCAGUUGCCUUGAUACACUUCUGCAACAACUGAAAAAUUCUAGUGGAGAUAAACCGGCUGGGGUUUCAGUGGCAGAACCAGAGGAGGUCAUCGUGGGACCGGCCAACGCGUCGCCGAACGAUGCGUAACGGUGAGGAUGACGACGAUCACUUCAUCCACGAAGCUUCAUAUCCACGUACAUGUCAAGCGAGUUGCGGCGCUUGUUACCGGUAGGACUGUCGUAUGCCUACUACUGAUGAGCGGUGGAGCGUGGCGACUUGCGGUCUCCUCGCCAGAAUAGAAACAGAUCGAGUGUCAAAAAGUCAAGAAAAAAAACAUUCAUGCGGAGCGAAGGAGGCACAAGAGGCGAAACCAAGAGACGGAGACGAGUUCGUACGAACAAACAGCCAAGAGUUGAUGCGAUAGGCAUUCGACGGCAGCGAACGAGCGCUCCGAAACGAUGACGAACACAUACACGCGGCUGUUUUUAUUUAUGCAAUAUGCGAGAAUCGAGACAACCAAACAAGAAAAUCAAAAAAAGUUUAGUAAAUAUCCUUCAUGUCGUUUAAAGCAUUGAUAUCUUCGGUCGUUGUUUAGGCGGCUUCUCGACCUUCC
Molecule: messenger RNA, 2373 nt
Organism: Phytophthora nicotianae INRA-310
Lineage: Eukaryota; Oomycota; Peronosporomycetes; Peronosporales; Peronosporaceae
Exons: 5
Coding region: 190-1686 (498 amino acids)
Biological process (GO): regulation of DNA-templated transcription
Molecular function (GO): DNA-binding transcription factor activity; sequence-specific DNA binding
Source: RefSeq, a predicted model, not a curated record